CUGCAUGCUUGACACCUCCGGGCUUCCAGAACUGCAGGAAAAAUCGAUCAGAGCGGAACAAGAUAGCGGUAUUACGCACCUUCCACCCGAACAACGCGAUGAGGUCUUGACCGUUCUGUACAAGGCAUUGGCCAGAUUCAAUUGUCUCCGGAGGGCAAUUGAGUUGAAGUUUGGCUUUGGAUAG
This is a messenger RNA of Acaulospora colombiana, 184 nucleotides long. The record is from the annotation of a GenBank genome assembly. Lineage: Eukaryota; Fungi; Glomeromycota; Glomeromycetes; Diversisporales; Acaulosporaceae.